GUGAAGAAUCACCACCCCCAACUGGCUCGUAUUUACGUAUUGCCCUUCUCAUAUAUUAUGCCCUCGAUGUCCGCACGUUGCGACAAAUAAACUCACUCCUACAUAACCGCUCCACUCCUUCCUUUCUUCCCUCCUCCAAACCUGUCCCUCUCCGAUCUCUUCCAAGUCCGGUCGCCAUCCGUCUGCAACCCUGGAACUUGACCUUGCUUCUUGCCGCCUGCUACAUCACUUGGGCUGGGCACGUGCACACCCAGUUCCUUUUCACCAUUUAUUUAAAUCCUCAGAAAUAACUUUUAUUGCUCUACAAUUGCCAUGGCCCCUGUUCAUCGUCGCGGCCCCUGGGUCCCAGAAGAGGACCAACUUCUGCUGCAGUUGGUCCAGGAGCAAGGCCCGAACAACUGGGUCCGUAUCUCACAGCACAUGCACUACCGCUCUCCCAAGCAAUGUAGGGAACGUUUCCAUCAGAAUCUUAAGCCUUCUCUGAACCGUGCUCCUAUCUCCCCCGAGGAGGGUCUGGAGAUUGAACGGCUGGUCAACGAGAUGGGGAAGCGCUGGGCGGAAAUCGCUCGACGCCUCGGUAACCGCAGCGACAACGCGGUCAAGAACUGGUGGAAUGGCAGCAUGAACCGCAAGAGGAGAGGUCUGGGCAGUCCAUCUUCCUCUCACCACGAUUUCUCUUCAUCGCGAGUUUGCCACGGUCGAGUUGGCGCUCCUUAUCCUCGCGCUUCGGUGGAGGCACCUCGCAGUUUUGUCGAUCGGUCGCGUUUUCUACCAUAUUCUCGUCCGAUUUCUCCGUCAUGGACAGCGACAGCACCAGCAACACAUACUUGUCCGGAGAAGUCCUUGCGGAUGGACCGUCCCGCUCCCAUCAGUGUUUUCCCUGCAAGUCUACCGAUAGUCGAGCGACCACGGUCGUCAUCGCCUGCAAUGGGUCCCAUGGUGAAGUUUCCCCUGCGCCCCAUCGAAUCGGCAUUACCAUCCCCGGCCUAUUCGGAAGUUUCGCAUGCGCCUUCUCUGGAGACGCCGUCGCUCGUGUCCGAUCAAUGUUCCAUAUCAUCCGCCUCGCUGCGCAGCGUUCAUUCGCCGCAGCUCCUACCGCUCCCAGUGGAUUUGCGCCAGCGCUAUUCCGAUAUGCGACGGCAAAGCCUCCCUUCUAUCGUGACAGAUGACGGACACUUGUCUGCUUUUCCUCCUUCCUCGACCGCCUCUUCCCCGGCCUUCUCUCGCAUGACACCUGUCAAACACCUGGAGCCUGUUUCCGAACCAGCCAUCAGACUGCCGUGGCCGGUGCCAAGUCAGCCGGUGUCUACAUGCUGGCCCCAGUACUAUCAUCACCAUCAACACUCGGCAUCGUGGUCUCCCUCGAAGAAGGACGAGGAAACACACGAUUCCCGGAUCAGUCUGGACAAACUGCUGAAUUAAUUGGUUGGCCGAUCUGAUCCAUAUAUAUAAUUAACAUUGCGUCUCGUUCUGAGGUGUUUUAUGUAUGGUUUAUCUAAUAUUUCCUUUGUCAAUUUCCUUUGUUUUGUUUUUGUCUCCGGUCAGCGUUUCACCUUCAUCCAGUGCAGGUCACCUGGGUUGUGUAUUUACUAGUCAAUCCUCGGAUUAUUGUUUUGGGGGCGUACGGGCUGAGCUGCGUUGACUACGAGUUUGGAUGGUUUAAUGUUCGGGUAUACUUUUGUUUCCUUUUUUGCCACAGCUAGGCGUUUCUAUUUGUUUCUACUGAGCCAGGUGGAAUAAUUGCAUGAAACUAUGAAUUCAUGAUUCUUGAGUAUUAUAUGAUAGAAUACCCUUACAAGUAGACUUGAGAUGUAGGUACUGCGAGAGAAACGGUACGUCCACUUCAAGUACG
Molecule: messenger RNA, 1852 nt
Organism: Monascus purpureus
Lineage: Eukaryota; Fungi; Ascomycota; Eurotiomycetes; Eurotiales; Aspergillaceae
Source: the annotation of a GenBank genome assembly